Molecule: messenger RNA, 732 nt
Organism: Humulus lupulus (European hop)
Lineage: Eukaryota; Viridiplantae; Streptophyta; Magnoliopsida; Rosales; Cannabaceae
Exons: 2
Coding region: 1-732 (243 amino acids)
Source: RefSeq, a predicted model, not a curated record
AUGGAGAUGGAGAUGAUUAGCAAGGAAAAAAGAAGAGAAAUAAUGGAGAGAGAAUUCGAUCGCAUAGGUUUCAUUCCUCCCACCCCACCACCAUCACCAUCCCCUAAUUCAUCAAUAUCUCAUCAUGAUAUUCAAGCUGGUUUUGAGCAUCAAAAAGUUACUAAAGAAAAAAAUUGCAACAUUAUAAGCAGCCAACUUGAGGAACUAUUGAUGGAGAAGUGUUUGAAGAAAUUAGAUCAUAAUAUACAACAAUUGAAGGAAGAAAACGACAACAACAAAAUACAACCAUCAUCAAAUAUUGUGCAAAAGCCUAGAUUUUUCACUUCAAAACGACUUCAUUCCAGCAUUAUAGCUUCCGAGACUACAAGAAUAUUCUGUGCUCUGAUAAUAGCUUUCUUGGUAGUCUUAUCUUAUGUUGAUUAUCCACUAUUUGGAAGGAACAUAGUGAGGGCUGAGAGUGUUAUAGCCUCAAGGCCUCUUUACAUUCUUCUACUAACUGAUGCAACGAUUGUGUUUGCUCGAUUAUACCUCGAAAAUCGAGGUGGCGACCUCGGUGACAGCAGCCUAGAGGAAGAAGAAAUGCCUCAGGUUCAGGAUGAUCAUGGACAUAAUUGGAUUCAAGCGGUCAAGUUUUUGGAGAGAGGGUUAGUGGUUUACCAAGCCAUUCGUGGGAUUUUCAUAGAUUUUAGUGUUUACGCAGUUAUUGUCAUCUGUGGCCUCUCUUUUGUCUAA